AUAUAGAUGUGGCUUCGCUUAUUUUAGUAGCGCAUUGAAUUUUCGCCGUCCACCGCGAGUCUCCGUGAUGAUAUGACGCGUGCAGCAAAACAAAGCCGUUCGCGAUAAAGUCAAAUGCUGGCAGAAGUGACAGCGAAUCGCGGAUGAUACUAUUCGUGAAAGAUGGGCGAAGUUUGUUAAAUUCUCGCGUGCAAUAGCAAGCGGACGAACAAUCUAGUCGAGCGUUUCUACCACGGUUCUAUACCUGCGUCCAGCUGAAAAGGUAUAACCUGCAAUAAAGGGACGCUCAGCAACGCGGGAGAAUGCCGCGCAUCAAGAGCUUGCCGCAGAAGGCAGCCAAGGUGACGAGCUGUCACCCGUCGGCGAGCACGUGGGUGUUCCUCAUGAAAGAGGACAGUGCGAAGAACAGAAGUGGAGGCCAGUCGGAGAGCGUGAAGCUUAGACAUCCAGCCUCCGAUAAGCCAGCUAUAUUCGUAUUCGGCGCUGGAAAUCUCACGGUGCAAGAGGUUUUGAUCUUUGACGAAAAGAAGAGGUCCUGGUUCAUUGACGACAAUGUCAAAUCCGACGGCAAGCUGCACUUGUCGACACCGAUUGAUCCAAUCUUCUUGGUACUGCCGUACUUGAGAAAGUCGGAACUGGCUCAACCUUUGGAGCAAUGUCUCUGGGAUGAGGACUUCCCGGAGACGUCUCGCCUCGCGCAAUGUGACAAUUUGAAUCUGUCCUUAGUCGCCGAUCGUAAGGGGGAUGAAUCGCUGCAAGCGUUCAAGUUCAAUGAGGACAAAUCGUUGAAUUGGCUGCAAAAGAAGGUAGAGAAGGUGGCGCAUGCAUUAAAAGAGAAAGGAGUUCAUGUAUCUCACGGCGCUAUGAGUGCCACUUAUGUUCAGAGUACUAAAUAUGAAACUGGUACAGAGGCAGAAUACUUAAAAUAUGCACACGGCAUUGUGUCAGAAUACCUUGCCGAAGAUCUCUCAAAGAAGCUGGCACAGCGUUUGAAUAUACCUGAGGAAGUGGAGAAUAAAAAACGCAAACUGACUAGCCCUGAAAUUAAAACGGACGAGAAGAAGCUUAAGAGAGAUUCCAUCGAAGAAAGCCCAGUGCCAAAAGCAAAGAAGCAAACGAAUCUGAGUAAACCCGAAAAGACCCACAAGAGCGCUGCCCCUGGUAAAAAGGAAUUAGCUAAACAAAGAGCAGCGGCAGGAUCUAAAAGUAUCACUAGCUUUUUUCAAAAGAAAUAAAUAUCAAGAAACGAUAGAACGACUUUAAAGAUUAAUAUUAAUGCAUUUAUAGACAUUUAUUAUUAUGUCUCAUACAUUUUUAAAAAAAUUUUAUUGCUACGUGUAAAUCUAUGUUUACCAUAAUGUAACGUCCAAGUUGAGAUUGUAAUAUUUAUUAAUGCAAGUUUUUUUUCUAAUAUUUUAAUAAAUUCAUGCAAUAUCUAUCAUUAACAUUCAAAGAAUGUAGCAUGCAACAAUAAACAUUUAAUAAAAGAAUAUAUCAGCAA
Wasmannia auropunctata (little fire ant) is the source of this 1501-nucleotide messenger RNA. RefSeq names its product ribonuclease H2 subunit B. The record is from RefSeq and is a predicted model, not a curated record. Lineage: Eukaryota; Metazoa; Arthropoda; Insecta; Hymenoptera; Formicidae. The coding region runs from base 303 to 1235 and encodes 310 amino acids. The transcript is spliced from 5 exons. Gene Ontology annotation, cellular component: ribonuclease H2 complex; nucleoplasm. Gene Ontology annotation, biological process: ribonucleotide metabolic process; RNA catabolic process.